CUUAAGAUCAAUUCUUUAAUAUGGGAAUGUAAAGUAAUGGCUUAAUUUCCUGAAAAACAAAGCCCAAGAAAAGCGGAUCUCUGUGAUAGUAUAAAAGUAGUAAUAGAUAAUAAGAUACAGUAUGACUGAAUUAAUCCUUUUUAUUGAUAAAGAGUGGCCCUUAUUUAUACUAUUCAAGUUUACUGUGGAAUUAUAGCUGACGUGGGUCUAACAGUUGUUCUGGGGUGAGGUAGCUUAAUUAAGGGUUUCCUGGUUUUACUACUGUGACAUCUGAAUCAAGAAAUGAUGUUAUGUACUAGUAAGUGUUAUUGUAAGGGUAAUUUCCUUAGUUUCAAUAAGCAUAAGUUAUGCUUGGAUACGGCAAUCUCUUACUCUGUUUUUCGUAUCAGCCAACACUGUCUCAGCAAUACUUUCUACAUGAUCAAAGCAAUAGGUCUCACCAUGCUUACAUCUCCAGAUCUAUAGAAAGAGCUCUUGAUAUAAUUUCUACAUUGAUCAAGUCCAAGAUAGAAGCUGGGAUUAAUGCAAGCAAUGUAGUUGAACCUCUUGCCUUGCAACAAAAAUUAGAUCUUGUUCGACCAAGACCUUACGGGGCUGAAAGCUUUUGGAAUUGCUCUUCGGAUGCAUUAUAUUCUUGUCUGCAACAAUUCUACUGCCAUACUCUAAAUGGUGAAGAGUCCCGCCCUCCAGUUGACAUAAACAUUGACAUUGCUGCCCGCGUUUGGAUCAACAGCACUGUCUAUAGCUCUCUCUUCUAUCGCAAUUAUCGUCAAGAAUUUAGACGUAGCAAUCACAUCGUCAAAUUCUAUGGUUAUAACAACAAGAAAUUCAUUGGCUUUAUACAGUUCUUGUUUAGACAUAUUCACAAUGGUGUCGAGCGAUUCUUGUUUUUAUUGAAAUGA
This is a messenger RNA of Rhizopus microsporus ATCC 52813, 902 nucleotides long. RefSeq lists its product as uncharacterized. The record is from RefSeq and is a predicted model, not a curated record. Bases 348 to 902 code for a protein of 184 amino acids. The transcript has 3 exons. NCBI's taxonomy places the organism in Eukaryota, Fungi, Mucoromycota, Mucoromycetes, Mucorales, Rhizopodaceae.